This is a messenger RNA of Protobothrops mucrosquamatus (brown spotted pit viper), 1053 nucleotides long. RefSeq names its product splA/ryanodine receptor domain and SOCS box containing 4 (gene SPSB4). Gene Ontology annotation, biological process: proteasome-mediated ubiquitin-dependent protein catabolic process; intracellular signal transduction. The transcript is spliced from 2 exons. Gene Ontology annotation, molecular function: protein binding. The record is from RefSeq and is a predicted model, not a curated record. Lineage: Eukaryota; Metazoa; Chordata; Lepidosauria; Squamata; Viperidae. The coding region runs from base 159 to 980 and encodes 273 amino acids. Gene Ontology annotation, cellular component: SCF ubiquitin ligase complex.
UGUUUUCAGAAAACAUUGGCUCUGAAAGAGUCCAGAAAGGAGUAAAUCAAGUUGGUGCAUAGUGAGUCAUUGGCUCAGCUUGAAAGUGCUUUCAUGACUUGACACUGGGCCCACAUCUACCCUUCACUCCCUGCAACCAAGCAAACUGCAGCUGAGCGAUGGGCCAAAAAAUCUCAGGGAGCAUAAAGUCUGUGGAUGUUCGGGAUCCCCCAUAUAGACCAGUUAAACGAGAACUGAGGGGACCAGAUUUCUGCAAGCCUGCACGAUUGGAUAUGUUGCUAGAUAUGCCCCCAGCCCACUUGGAGAUCCAAUACAAACAUGCUUGGAACAACGAAGAUCGAUCCUUAAAUAUAUUUGUGAAGGAAGACGACAGACUAACCUUUCAUAGACACCCGGUUGCCCAAAGCACAGAUUGCAUCAGGGGAAAAGUUGGCUACACAAGGGGACUCCAUGUUUGGCAGAUUCACUGGCCCAUAAGGCAACGAGGAACACAUGCAGUAGUUGGGAUCUCAACAGCAGAAGCCCCUUUGCAUUCUGUAGGAUAUACAUCAUUGGUUGGUAGCAAUAGUGAAUCAUGGGGCUGGGACCUUGGACGGAACAAACUUUACCACAAUUGCAAAAACCAGCCUGGAGUGACCUAUCCUGUGUUUUUGGAACCAGAUGAGUCUUUUGUACUUCCAGACUCCUUAUUGGUGGUUUUGGAUAUGGAUGAAGGAACCCUUAGCUUCAUCGUGGAUGGACAGUAUCUUGGAGUGGCCUUCAGGGGCUUAAAAGGGAAAAAACUGUAUCCCAUAGUCAGUGCGGUAUGGGGGCACUGUGAAAUUACAAUGAGAUAUGUCAACGGGCUUGAUCCUGAACCUCUACCUUUAAUGGAUCUGUGUCGAAGAUCAAUUCGCUUUGCUCUGGGACGAGAACGGCUGCAUGAUAUAGAAACUCUACCUUUGCCUCAAUCUUUGAAAAAUUAUUUACAAUAUCAGUAAUAUGAUUCUAGAGCUCUAAAUGGUAGAAAUUGUUUACAUCAGAAUAUAAAUCUUCAUGGUGGAUAUUUUGAGU